Molecule: messenger RNA, 1116 nt
Organism: Aspergillus thermomutatus
Lineage: Eukaryota; Fungi; Ascomycota; Eurotiomycetes; Eurotiales; Aspergillaceae
Product: mRNA splicing protein PRP18
Exons: 2
Coding region: 1-1116 (371 amino acids)
Biological process (GO): generation of catalytic spliceosome for second transesterification step; RNA splicing
Cellular component (GO): U4/U6 x U5 tri-snRNP complex; U2-type post-spliceosomal complex; U5 snRNP
Source: RefSeq, a predicted model, not a curated record
AUGGAUUUCGCAUCUUUAAUGGCCAAGGAAAUCUCCAAAGCCAAAAGUCCCGCCACGCCCAGCUCAACAUCAUCAGGAUCAGAGCAAAAAGAACCCACCAAAGUCCCAGAAAAGAAAUACGUCCGACGCUCCGAACUCGAAGCCGCCAGGAUCGCCGCCUACAAUGCAGAACAGGAGCGCCUACAACGCGAACGCGAGGAGCGCCAGGCUCAGAAACGCAAACACGAAGAAGAAGAGGCAGAGCGGCGACGCGAACGCGAAGAGAAGAAACGGCGAUUAGCCGAGGAGUCCCGGAAGAAGCGAGAGGAGGAAGAGGCAGCAAAAGAGCGAGAGCGCAGGAAGAGACUGGGUCUACCUGAACUGCCACCCGCCGGCGAGAAGGACGAGUCGACUCUCGGAGAUGAAGAGGACAUACCGGACGAGGAGCUGAACCAGAAACUUCGCGACCUCAAGGAGCCUAUCUGUCUGUUUGGAGAGAACCAUGUCGCCCGACUGCGGCGAUACCGCCGUCUCGUGCGUCGGUCGAUGACACCUCAGCCGAAGCUGACGGACGGGCCUAUCCCGACUACCUUGGAACCUGUAUCGGAGGUGGACAUGAAGAUUCCAACCGCUCUCCCUAAGGACGCAGACGCCCGCAAGUUCUUGUUCCGGCAGUUGGCCUCGUACUUCAACAUGGUGCUGCUGGAGUGGGAGCGUGCUCUCGCAAGACGGGAUAUCUCGGUUAAGCAGAGUCUUACCGGUCGCCAGGCCUACAAUGCGAUGGUUCAGUCGAGGGAGAAUUUGAAGCCGCUCUUCCGGAAGUUCGAGAAGAAUGACGUAGACAAUAGCCUGUUGGAGCCCAUCAUGGAGAUCGUGCACAAGGCUCAAUUGAGGAGAUAUGUUGAUGCCAAUGACGCAUAUCUACGUGUGAGUAUUGGGAAAGCAGCUUGGCCCAUUGGUGUGACUAUGGUUGGUAUCCACGAGCGAUCAGCCCGAGAAAAGCUGCACCAGAGUGAUCAACAGGCACACAUUCUCAGUGAUGAAAUCACCCGAAAGUUCUUGCAGAGUAUCAAGCGCUGCUUAAGCUUUGCGCAGACCCGCUGGCCUCCAGAUGAUCAGUUGCAGAUUAUGGGUUAG